AUGAAGUACUCCACUUUCGUCGUCGCCGCGGCAGCCGGUUCUGCCGCAGCUGCUUCUGCUCCUGCUUACGGCCAAUGUGGUGGUAACGGAUGGACUGGUGCCGUCGACUGUGUCGCUGGCUACCACUGUGCUGCUCAGAACGAUUGGUACUCCCAGUGCGUUCCUGGUGCCGGCUCUAGCUCCAGCGCUCCUGCAGCCACCAAAGUCGUGACUUCGUCCAAGUCCGCUGCCACCUCUCAGGCUGCUACCACCAAAGUCGUGACUUCGUCCAAGCCCGCUGCCACCACUAGCAAUGCUGCCGCUUCCACUGGCAAGGUCAAGUACGCUGGUGUCAACAUUGCUGGCUUCGACUUCGGUAUGGACACCAACGGUGAUUCCACUGGCUCUUACGUCGACCCCGGAACCACUGGCCAAAACCAGAUGAACCACUUCGUCAAGGACGACAAGCUUAACACUUUCCGUCUCCCCGUUGGCUGGCAAUACCUUGUCAACAACCAGCUCGGUGGCAACCUUGACAGCACCUUCUUCGCCAAGUACGACCAGCAGAUGACCUACUGCUUGAACUCUGGCGCUGCCCUCUGUAUUCUUGACCUCCACAACUACGCUCGCUGGAAUGGCCAGAUUGUUGGCAGCAGCGGCGGUCCUACCAACGCCCAGUUCGCUUCCAUCUGGAGCCAGUUGGCCACUAAGCCCAAGGUCGCUUUCGGCCUCAUGAACGAGCCCCACGACCUUCAGGACAUCAACGCCUGGGCCACCACCAUUCAGGCUGCCGUCACUGCCAUCCGCAAGGCCGGUGCCACCCAGAACAUGAUUCUGCUUCCCGGCAAUGACUGUGACAACUUUGUCGACAACGGCUCUGCUGCUGCCCUCAACAAGAUCACCAACCUCGACGGCAGCAAGAGCAACCUCGUCUUCGACGUCCACCAGUACUCCGACUCUGACAACAGCGGCACCCACAACACCUGUGUUUCUUCCAGCUCAAACAUUGCCGGUUUCAGCAAGCUUGCCUCGUGGCUCCGCACCAACAGCCGUCAAGCCAUCCUUACCGAGACCGGCGGCUCCAACGACCAGAGCUGUCUUACUGCCGUCUGCGAUAUUCUUAACUACCUCAUGACCAACUCUGACGUCUACCUUGGCUGGACUGGUUGGUCUGCUGGUAUGUUCGCUACCGACUACGUUCUCUCUGAGGUUCCUACUGGCAGUGCUGGAUCCUACACGGAUCAGGCUAUUGUUAGCAAGUGCAUUGCUGGUGUCUUCAACUCCAAAUAA
This is a messenger RNA of Aureobasidium vineae, 1269 nucleotides long. The record is from the annotation of a GenBank genome assembly. NCBI's taxonomy places the organism in Eukaryota, Fungi, Ascomycota, Dothideomycetes, Dothideales, Saccotheciaceae.